AUCCAACUUUAGAAGACCAGAGCUGAAACACAACCACAUAAGUCAUCAGUAAUUUUAAAUUAUGUUCCAUAAUUUAUUUUUGUAUCUAAUUUAACCUCAUGAAACUUAUAGAAACCCAGCAUAAAACCAUCAAUUUCAUCUUUCACGUCCCCACGCACCGGAGCUAAGUUCGUGGCAGUCAGCAUGUGUGUUAGCGCUCGACCAGAGGUGGCUGCUGGGCUGACCGACACUGACCAUGUGUGUGUAUGUUGUGUGUAUGUAUGUGUGUGUGCGCAGCUCCCUGCAGACUUCAGCAGACUACACCUGGCCGACGGCUUACACCCACAGGUGACCCACGUCUCGUCCAGCCACUCAGGAUGUAGUAUCACCAGUGACUCUGGAAGCAGCAGCCUGUCAGACAUUUACCAGGCCACAGAGAACGAGCCAGGCGACAUGGACCUGAGCGGCCUGCCCGAGACCGCCGUGGACUCCGAGGAGGACGAUGACGAGGAGGACAUCGAGCGAGCCUCCGACCCCCUGAUGAGCCGGGACAUCGUCCGGGACUGCCUGGAGAAGGACCCCAUGGACCGGACGGAUGAUGACAUAGAGCAAUUACUGGAGUUCAUGCAUCAGCUGCCAGCGUUCGCUAACAUGACCAUGUCGGUGAGGAGGGAGCUGUGCGCGGUCAUGGUGUUCGCCGUGGUGGAGCGAGCCGGCACCAUCGUUCUCAAUGAUGGAGAAGAGCUGGACUCAUGGUCGGUGAUCCUGAACGGCUCGGUGGAGGUGACCUACCCUGACAGCCGGACAGAGAUGCUGUGCAUGGGGAACAGCUUCGGUGUGUCUCCAACCAUGGAGAAGGAAUUUAUGAAAGGCGUCAUGAGGACCAAGGUGGACGACUGCCAGUUUGUAUGCAUAGCCCAGCAGGACUACUGCUGCAUCCUCAACCAGGUGGAGAAGAACAUGCAGAAGGUUGAGGAGGAAGGAGAGAUCGUCAUGGUGAAGGAACACCGUGAACUGGAUCGUACUGGCACCAGGAAAGGACAUAUUGUCAUCAAGGGCACGCCUGAGCGUCUCACCAUGCACCUGGUGGAGGAGCACUCAGUGGUGGAUCCUACCUACAUCGAGGACUUCCUGUUGACCUACAGGACCUUCCUCUCCAGCCCCAUGGUCGUGGGAAAGAAGCUCCUGGAGUGGUUUCACGACCCAAGUCUCAGGGACAAGGUUACACGGGUAGUCUUGCUGUGGGUAAACAAUCACUUUAAUGACUUCGAGGGAGACCCUGCCAUGACCCACUUUCUGGAGGAGUUUGAGAGCAAUCUGGAGAAGGAGAAAAUGUGUGGGCACCUCAGACUGUUAAACAUAGCGUGUGCUGCUAAAGCCAAGCCGCGGCUGGUGACGCUGACCAAGCCGUCCAGAGACUCUCCUCUGGCCUUCACCCUCCUCGGAGGUCAAGAGAAAGGUUUCUGCAUCUUCAUUGAUGCCGUGGAGCCAGGGAGCAAGGCAGCAGAGGCCGGACUCAAGCGUGGAGAUCAGAUCUUGGAGGUAAAUGGACAGAAUUUUGAGACUGUCCAGUUCAGCAAAGCCAAUGAGAUUUUAAAGAACAACACCCACUUAUCCAUAACUGUGAAAACAAAUCUUUUAGUGUUUAAGGAGCUGCUGACACGGCCAGAACAUGAGCAUGAGUUGGACGGGGACGAGGAACACGACAGGAAGAACGGUGCGCCUCACCUACCAAAAAUCGGGGACAUUAAGAAGGGGAGCCGUUACUCCAUACCGGACCUGGCUGUGGACGUGGAGCAGGUCAUGGGGCUGGAGAAAGCCAGCAAAAAGGCCAAGAGCAACACAGUGGGAGGCCGCAACAAGCUGAAGAAAAUCUUUGAUAAGACACUCACCAGCAUCCUGCCCCCGAAACCAUACAACGACGUUUGUGUAGGCCAAUCACAGGAUGACAGCAUAGUGGGGAUGAAGCCGUCCAAGCAGAUCCCACCAGCUCUUCCGGUCAGUGGGAACCUGUCGUCGUCGAACCCGGACCUCCUGCAGUCACACCACCGCAUCCUCGACUUCAACAACCAGCCUGAUAUGUCAGACCAAGUGCUGCGAGUAUUCAAGGCGGACCAGCAGUCUCGGUAUAUCAUGAUUGGGAAGGACACAACGGCUAAAGAGGUGGUGGCCCAGGCUAUCAGGGAGUUUGCUCUGACUGCAACGCCGGAGGCUUAUUCACUGUGUGAAGUGUCUGUCACACCUGAGGGCGUCAUUAAGCAGAGGCGCUUACCAGACCAGCUUUCCAAACUAGCUGACAGGAUUCAGCUAAGUGGCAGAUACUACUUGAAGAGCAAUAUGGAGACGGAGACAUUGUGCUCUGAUGAAGACGCGCAGGACCUCCUACGAGAAGGCCAGAUCGCUCUGCUGCAGCUCAGCACGGUGGAGGUGGCCACCCAGCUCUCCAUGAGAGCUUUUGAACUUUUCUGUGCCAUCGAGCCCACCGAAUACAUCGACGACCUGUUCAAGCUGCGCUCCAAGACAGGCUCGGUCAGCCUCAAGCGCUUCGAGGAGUCCAUCAACCAUGAGACCUUCUGGGUGGCAACCGAGGUGGUACGGGAACCCAACCAGCUCAAGCGCAUGAAGAUCAUAAAGCAUUUCAUCAAGAUUGCUCUACAUUGUCGAGAGUGCAAGAACUUCAACUCCAUGUUUGCCAUCAUCAGUGGCUUGAACUUGGCUCCAGUUUCCAGACUAAGGGGAACAUGGGAAAAAUUACCAAGCAAAUAUGAGAAAUUGUUUGGGGACUUGCAGGAUCUCUUCGACCCCUCGAGAAAUAUGGCCAAAUACAGGAAUGUUCUCAACAAUCAGAACCUUCAGCCACCAAUCAUUCCCCUGUUCCCAGUUAUCAAGAAGGACCUCACCUUCCUACACGAAGGCAAUGACUCCAAAGUGGACGGUUUGGUGAACUUUGAGAAGCUUAGGAUGAUUGCCAAAGAAAUCCGUCAUGUCGGCCGCAUGGCUUCUGUCAACAUGGACCCUGCUCUCAUGUUCCGAACCAGGAAGAAGAAAUGGAGAAGUUUAGGGUCUUUAAGUCAGGGCAGCUCCAAUGCAGCAGUGCUCGACGUCAGCCAGACAGGUGGCCACAAGAAGCGGGUUCGACGCAGCUCCUUCCUGAACGCCAAAAAGCUCUACGAAGACGCCCAGAUGGCCAGGAAGGUCAAGCAGUACCUGUCCAACCUAAGUCUGGAAACCAACGAGGAGAGCCUUCAGACCUUUUCCCUACAGUGUGAACCCUCCAUCAGCACAUUGCCCAAGAAUGCUGGUGGGAAGCGACCCGACACUUCCCCGGUGGUGUCCAGAGCAGCCAGUCAGCAGCGGGGCCAGUUAGCUAAAGGAAACCAGGUCCUGCAAGUUCCCACUGUGGCGCUCUACCCGUCCCGGAAAAGAGUGCCGGUCAAGGAUCUGCCACCUUUUGGCACCAGUUCGCCCCAGUCCCUGAAGAAGAUCCUGUCUCUGUCUGAGGAGGGGAACGAAAGGCACCGGAGGCAGCCAGAGGACACCAUGUCCAACGCCUCCUCCCAGCUCUCCUCUCCGCCCACCUCCCCCCAGAGCUCACCAAAGAAGGGUUACGGCAGGUCAGGCGACGCCUACUCAGACUCUGGCCACAGUGAGAUCUCGUCCCGCUCCAGCCUGGUCAGUAACUCGUCCUUCGACAUGGCGCAGGAGGAGCGCAGACUGCGUCACUCUGGAGGAGCUGGCGAAUCCCACAUGGGGGGGCCUCGGCUGGAGAGAAGAGCCACGACCGACCCUGAUCAGUACAGUCUGGGGUCCUACUCUUCGAUGCAGGACUGUCGGGGUAUUUACGCCGGCUGCCCCACCGUCCUCUCCUCGCCCAGCUCAGAGGAACUGACUCAGGAUCAGGGAGAUCGCGUGUCUCUGGACGCUGCAGACAGCGGCCGCGGCUCCUGGACUUCCUGUUCCUCUGGUUCCCAUGACAACAUUCAGAACAUGCAGCAGGGCCGCAGCUGGGAGCUCGGCAUCGGAGGGCUGUCUUCGGCAUCGGAGGCAUUGUUAGGGGGUCCGGCGGCACUGUGGGCGGCGCAGGCCAGGGGCAGCUGGGCAUCGGCCAGCUCCUCCUCAUCCUCAGCCGCCUACUGGGGAGAAGAAUCAGAGGGAGACACAGGGACGAUCAAGAGGAGAGGAGGAAAGGAUGUAAACGCAGACGCAGAGACGAGUAGCAUCACAUCCACCGGGUCGGAGGAGGCCAAGCAGCUCGGCCGGCCGUCUCCAUCACCCAUCACAGCUGGGGGUAAAGCUUUUCUUUCUCGGAAGGAGGGUCGAUACCGGGAGCCCCCCCCAACUCCGCCCGGCUACACCGCCCUGACCCUCUCUGACCUCGCCGAGGGACAGCACCCGCCACCGCCCGUACCCACGACGACGGUAACCCACUCGAGCCGCCGGCCGCCAGACUACACCACGGCUCUGCAGCGCUCGCGGAUGGUGACCCAGUCGCCCGACUCCCACCAGGCCCACCAGGCCGCCAAACACCGGGGGGGCAGCCUCCACCGCACCCGCUCCCCCGCAGACGAGCAAGAACCCGACGACGAAGAGGAGGGUGAGUCCUUGUCUCCCAAACUAGUGGCUCUGAGGAAACCGUUGGCCCGGCACACGCCUGAGGCCCCCAGACCAUGACGGUGUGAGGGGUCAGCAGGCAGGGCCGCCCCCCACAUGGCAGAGGACGAGCAGGUGUCUGCAGUCUGAGGGGCAACAGUGGACAUUGAUUUGUAGGAACUUGAAGCCCCCUGUGCCCCCCUGCCCCUUCAGAUGGGCUGGAUUAAAGAGACAGACCUACAGACUCGUCAACUUGCUACGUACGUGCCUGCCUCCUCCAGUCGCUGGAUUCUUUGCUCCUCGUCUCCCUCCCCUGCCUUAAAGCAUCAUGGGGGGUUUGAUGACCCUGCAUGCAAAAAAAUACUGUGAAGAAGAGACGGAGAGAAGGUCAAAGACAAUGACAAAAUGCCUGGCACUUUGGACAAAUAAAAUAUUACAAUAAAAAAAAAAAAACAAA
Molecule: messenger RNA, 5026 nt
Organism: Poecilia latipinna (sailfin molly)
Lineage: Eukaryota; Metazoa; Chordata; Actinopteri; Cyprinodontiformes; Poeciliidae
Product: rap guanine nucleotide exchange factor 2-like
Exons: 23
Coding region: 184-4650 (1488 amino acids)
Biological process (GO): small GTPase-mediated signal transduction
Molecular function (GO): guanyl-nucleotide exchange factor activity; protein binding
Source: RefSeq, a predicted model, not a curated record